This is a messenger RNA of Megalops cyprinoides (Indo-Pacific tarpon), 4307 nucleotides long. It is a transcript of the gene dnajc14, whose product is annotated as DnaJ (Hsp40) homolog, subfamily C, member 14. The record is from RefSeq and is a predicted model, not a curated record. The transcript has 7 exons. Lineage: Eukaryota; Metazoa; Chordata; Actinopteri; Elopiformes; Megalopidae. The coding region runs from base 540 to 2798 and encodes 752 amino acids. Gene Ontology annotation, molecular function: dopamine receptor binding.
UGAAAAAGAAAAAGACAAACAAGAGGAGGCUUAUCUUGGUAGCUAGCUAGCGUCAACGAAGAACGAAGUGGAAAACAAGAAAUCGAGGAUAAAGGGAGAGUUUGUCGAUUGCCUUCUUGUGAAUAUCGGAUAUGUGUUGAGAGAAAGACUAUGCGCUAACAUAUGUCAGUGUUACACGGUGCUGCUUGUGUUGUUUCUAGCCAGCUGGCUAACAGCUCGCUAUGUGCUUACUUUUACUAACUAGCCAGUCAGCCAGUCACACAAGCUGGAAAGCGAACCUAGGGGCCAGCUAACGGUCUCUGCCACUACUAGUACAAUAAAAUUAGGUCUUUUGUAACUUGCUGUAUUAUGUCGUGGUUAUAGACAGCUACCUUGCUAACCGGAUUCGUGUGGUUGGUAUUGUGCUAGUUAGUUACCUCACCGCUUGAAGAAGUCAGCUAGUUUAGGAGCGGCUACAUUGUCAUCUGGCGAAUUUAAAUGCAAGAGAAAAGCAGGAGACGGCCAGUGGGACAUGAGGCAGGUGGGCUCUGUGGGUUGUGAUGGAUAAGCCUUGCGAUGCUCGCAGGGACAGCCAGGAGAGAGAGCAGAUGCCCCAGGGUCGCAGCUCUGGCAAGAACAUGGUGGGAAACGGCGUGUGCCACGGGCUCUCCCACCACUCCAAGUCUGACUCUGCCCACUUCCUGAAGCAGCAGGGAGUUGGGGAAGGUGGUGACAUGCCAUGGGCCUCUCCUGAUGUGAGGGUGGAGACCUGCGGGGCCUUAGGGGAGGACUGGCAGGAAGAGGAGGAGGCCUCAUCUGUAGGGGCAGAGGCUGAUGCUGCUUUGAAAGAGGUGCUGGACACUGGGUCAAAGAAAAUGGCGAAAGAGUCUAGCUUCAGUCCUCCCCCCAAACUGUCAGUCUCCAUGUGCAGUAACGUCCAGGGGCCUGGAGGAAGUGAGGGGAUAGAGGUUUGGCAGCCAGGCCCCAAAGCAGAAAGUGGGGAUGAUUAUGUGCCUGAGUCCCCAUGCCCAGAAACCCCAGAAGAGGAUGGCCUGUUGGGGAUGGAGGAAGAUGAGAAGGUGGGAAGCAGAAAUGAGGAGACCCUGAGCCCAGGCCAGGACAGAUGGGAGGAAGCGGAUGGAGACGAGGAAGAUGAGGGAGCCGACGAAGACGCAGCGAGUGGGAACGAGGAGGGGAGGGGUUCGCAGACGGGUGGGGAGCUGGGGCCUCGGAAGCCAGGUGGGGGGAGGAGGGGGCGGGGUCAGCAGGCCCUCAUCUCCUCCUCCAGGACAUCGCUCUCUGCUGGGGGGCGGCACAAGCAGACCAGGAGGCGGAACCAUCACCACCACCAGGGGAGGUCCAGGACCCACGCGGGGUCCCGGCUUGCCGCCACCUGCCAUGAACUGCUCUCCGAGUCCCUGCGGCCCUGGCUUCUGGCUGGUCUCCACAUGGUGGUGGAGCUCAUCGUCCUGGUGGCCCACCGCUGCGGGGAAUGGGUGGAGACUGUGGGGAUCGCUGCAUAUGUUUGGGGCUUCCGCCUCCUCCAGAAGGCCACAGAUCUCCCCGUCAUGAAAGCAGAGGCCCUGCGCCUGCUGGCAGGGGCGAGGAGCCGAGGGGCCAGCCUGGUAGCCUGGAUCGUGAAGGCAGCAAAGAGAGGCUGGCGGGCAUCAGCCUCUUGUCUCUGCCUCCUCUGCACGGCUGUGCUGCUCAGGUGGGCACGAGCAAUGGGCCUUCUGGGAAAGCUGAGCGGGGAGAGGGGCCGGCAGUGGUGGGCGGCACUCCAGGACUCUAGGGCUUGGAAGGGCGUGGCCACUUUGUGGAAGAAGGUCCUGCCAUGGCCCACCCCCUCCACCCCAGAGUCCCCCAGCAGGGUCGGGAGGGGCCCCCCUGGGCAGGAACUGGAGAGGUUGCUGGUGCUUGCACAGAUCCCCGAGGAUGAGCUCGAUCCCUUCACUGUGCUGGGGGUUGAGGCCAGCGCCACAGACACAGAGCUCAAAAGAGCUUACCGACAGCUAGCUGUGCAGGUCCACCCAGACAAGAACAAGCACCCCCGUGCAGGGGAGGCCUUCAAGGUGCUGCGAGCGGCGUGGGACAUCGUCAGCAACCCAGAAACACGCAGAGAGUACGAACUGAAGCGCAUGGCAGAAACUGAGCUCUCCAGGUCCAUGAAUGAGUUCCUCAUCAAGCUGCAGGACGACCUGAAGGAGGCCAUGAACACCAUGAUGUGCACCAAGUGUGAGGGCAAGCACAAGAGGUUCGAGAUGGAGCGGGACCCAAGCGAGGCGCGGUUCUGCGGUGAGUGCAACAAGCGGCACAGCGCGGAGGAGGGCGACUUCUGGGCUGAGUCCAGCAUGCUGGGCCUGCGCAUCACCUACUUCGCCUUCAUUGACGGGAAGGUCUACGACAUCACCGAGUGGGCUGGUUGCCAGAGGAUAGGGAUUUCCCCCGACACUCACCGUGUGCCCUAUCACAUCUCCUUCAGCUCAAAGAGCAACAGCGGUGCCACACGCCACAGGACCCCGUCAGACCCCCCUCCCGGCCCAGCUUCACCCGUUGACCUUCAGGAGUUUUUCAACCGCAUCUUCCAAGGGGCGGCGCCCAAUGGCCCAGCUGCCAACGGGAGUUUUUUCCCCCCGGGGGCCCCGCCCCACCACCCGGCUGGCUCGAGCCCUGGGGCCAGUGGCCCCUUCUCUGCCCCGCCCCCGCACGCGGGCUUCUUCACCCCUAGUGGCCAGAGGGCGGAGCCUGGGGAGGCUCGGACCGAGGGCAGCAAGCCACCGCGCAGGAGGAAGAAAAUUCGCAAGCCUUUUCAGCGCUGAGACACACUUCCCCUCCCCCUCUUUCGGGAAGAACACAACAUGUCGUCCUCUCUUCCCCAUGAGCGAGGACCAGCUGAAGCCAUCACCGAGAGAGGGAGCCAGUGGUUAUCCCUGAAGUACACCAAUUGCACAGAGGGGGAGGUGGGGGGCGGGAGUCGUCGUGCAUUGGUCUGUUUCGUCAUUCCUGCUGCAGCCUGGGAAACACAGCCAUACGAUUCAGACCCUAAAGCUCGAGGUUACCACAUGGCAUGAGUGUUUCUUGAGGCAGUUCUGUCAGACUUUGCUUGCUUCACGAUUGCAUUUGGAUUUGGUCCUUGCGUUUCAGUCCAGUAAUCGGUGUGGCCAGGAGGGGUCACUGGUGGGUCGGUCCCCGUGGUUGAGCAGUUGACUGAAGCGGAUCAGGCUGAAGACACGCUGUGUGGUGCAUCUGAAGCUUGUCCAGCUCUCGCCUGCUCUACGGGGGGGGUGUGACCCCUGACCUUUUUCUUUGCAGCCCAGUCCCCUGUAGGGCUGUUGGACAUAAUUAAUGAACAGUCCAUGAACAGACUCCAGACGUGAUCCCAAUGAAGUGUUUUGCCACUGCCCGACAGCACAUAGGUCUGAGAUAAGGUGGGACGACAAAUGAGUCAAGCUGCUUGGACACGAAUGGUCCGCCUCAGCCUUUACCCCCUGUAGGCAGGUUUCCUACUCCCUUGACUCUGACCGACAGUGCAAAGGGCUAUCACAACCUCUCAAGGACCACACCACCCCCGCACACCCUCCGCAGCCAAUGUGAUCACCAGGCUUCACGCAGCUUGCAGGUGAAGCAACCCGAGUUUAAGAAAACUGAGGAACUCUCCCGGUAGUUGGUGCUGUUCCAGAUAUCAGGCUGGACAGGCACACCUGCCUUGGUCUGGAAUGCAAGCUCCAGCGCAGUGGCUCUUCAGCUGAGACACAAGAGAGGCGGCUCUCCUGUGAAUUAAAGCAGGUGACCAGUUUCAGGCAGGAAGAGUCGCACAUGGGUCCAGCAGAGAGAGCUUUCUCAGCCUCAGCUUGUUGUCGGUUUGGCUCCGUCUCAUUGCUGCCUGUUAGAUUUAUGUUUGUUUUGCUGGAGUUUGUUUUUCUGUGUUUGUUGUUUAUUUCCCAAAAUGGAUGUGCAUUCUAUCAUAGUGGUCUCUUGAUGAAAAACAGUCUGGGUGUUGAAUCUUCGUUGGGUCCUCAGAGCAGCGGAAUGCACGGCUAAUUGCACUUUUGCCUGUUUGCCUUUUUUUCUUCCAUAAUAACGGUUAUCGGCUUUGUUUUUUUGAUGAAAAUUCAGUGCUGUUGGUUUAUGUACUGUGGCUCUGCUAUGUCACAUUUCAGACUAAAGAGGGGGGAUGACUUAGAAAGGCCCACAGCUUGGAUGAAGUGGACUCCUCUCAAACUCUAUAUGCAAAAAUAUAUAUUGCAAAAAAAACAUCUGUUUUGACAAUCACUGGGGUUGAACAUGUGGGACAGUAUUUGUUGUGCUGGUUUUUGCAUAAGUGGAGA